AUGCCAAUCUCGAACGCCGAGCGGGAGUACAUCGUGGGCGGCGUCGUGGACGACCUGCGCAACGACGGCCGCGGCAGGUUGGACUACCGCCAGAUAACGAUCGACCUGGGCGUCGUCCCUCAGUCGAGCGGGUCGGCGAGGGUGCGUCUGGGUAUAAUCCCUGGCGAGACGACCGACGUCAUCGUCGCGGUCAAGGCUGACAUCGGAACCCCUCCCAAGGAUAACCCCACGCACGGACGGAUACAGUGCGCGGUGGAGCUCAGCGCCAUCGCGGACGUGGAUUACAUGGGCCGCGGCGGCGAGACCCUCGGCGUGGAGCUCGCCAGGGCGCUGGAGCGCUCGCUGACGGGGCAGACCACCGGCGGCAUGGGCUCGCUCGCCGACGCCGUCGCGGGCGAACGCGGCGCGGACGCGCGCGUCUCCAAGCACGGCCCGGGCGCCGCCCUCGACAUGUCCACGCUCGGCAUCCAAAAGGGAAAGACGUGCUGGCUCCUGCAGUGCGACGGCGUGGUGCUCACGAGCGACGGAUCGGUGCUCGACGCCCUCUCCAUCGCGACGAAAUGCGCGCUCGCCGACGCCAAGAUACCCAAGGUGACCGCCGUCGCGGGCCCGGACGCGGACGAUCCCGCGGAGCUCGAGCUGGACGACGACCCGGCGGCGUGUUCCAAGCUGGACGUGAGCGGCGUGCCGUUGAUCGUCACGUGCGUCGGCGUCGGUAAGUUUAUUUUAA
Molecule: messenger RNA, 730 nt
Organism: Micromonas commoda
Lineage: Eukaryota; Viridiplantae; Chlorophyta; Mamiellophyceae; Mamiellales; Mamiellaceae
Exons: 1
Biological process (GO): nuclear mRNA surveillance; TRAMP-dependent tRNA surveillance pathway; U5 snRNA 3'-end processing
Cellular component (GO): nuclear exosome (RNase complex); cytoplasmic exosome (RNase complex)
Source: RefSeq, a predicted model, not a curated record